This is a messenger RNA of Amyelois transitella, 815 nucleotides long. It is a transcript of the gene zetaCOP, whose product is annotated as coatomer subunit zeta-1. Bases 105 to 659 code for a protein of 184 amino acids. NCBI's taxonomy places the organism in Eukaryota, Metazoa, Arthropoda, Insecta, Lepidoptera, Pyralidae. Gene Ontology annotation, cellular component: COPI vesicle coat. The transcript has 6 exons. The record is from RefSeq and is a predicted model, not a curated record. Gene Ontology annotation, biological process: intra-Golgi vesicle-mediated transport; intracellular protein transport; retrograde vesicle-mediated transport, Golgi to endoplasmic reticulum.
GCACGUCUAGUCGUCCACGUCAUUUUUGUUUGCGGCUGAAAAGUGCAUGUUUUCUUGGCAGUUUUUAGUCAUAAAAACCUAAUUUAUUAAAUAUAAAGCAUAAAAUGGUUCACACAAACGCAAUGGAAGGUUCUCUUUUUGAACCAACUCUGUACAUAGUUAAAGGUAUGUGCAUUUUAGACUCUGAAGGUAACCGUGUGCUUGCCAAGUAUUAUGACAAAAAUGUGCUGCCAACUGCUAAGGAACAGAAGGCGUUUGAGAAGAACCUGUUUAAUAAGACACACAGAGCGAACGCUGAGAUCAUCAUGUUGGAUGGCCUGACUUGCGUGUACAAGAGCAAUCUCAACUUAUUCUUCUACGUGAUGGGCAGCUCACAUGAGAAUGAGCUGAUUCUUCAAUCCGUGCUGAACGCUCUAUACGAGUCUGUUAGCAUUUUGUUAAGACGGAAUGUGGACUUCAAGACUCUCAUUGACAAUUUGGAUGCAGUCAUGUUGGCGUUCGACGAGAUCUGUGAUGGAGGCGUGAUCCUUGACGCCGAUCCGAUGUCUAUAGUGGGCCGGGCCGCACUCCGCACUGAAGAUGUACCUCUUGGGGAACAGACGGUCGCCCAGGUAUUACAAUCGGCAAAGGAACAAUUGAAGUGGUCGUUACUCAAAUGAAAUAUGUUCAAACGAUUUAAAAACUUAUGAGUACUUUAUUUACAGUUACAUACAAAGGCAAAAUUUGUAUUAAUAGAUUUAUAAGUUUCGCAAACUUGGACAUUACAGCUAUACAUAAUAUAUUUUUGAUUUAAAUAAAUAAUUAUUUUAAAACAA